AUGUCGAUUCAUGUGCAGCUGCUCAGUGGCAGAGAGCUUGCAGUGAUUGACUUCGUGCCGGACAUGACAGUUGAAGCGUUCAAGGCCAAGCUCAAGGAGUGUCAGGAUGACUUUGACUCCUUGGCCGGCCAGGUGCGCGUGGUGGAGGUGAUCUUGGGUGGGCGAGCAUUGGAGGAUGACGGCGCGACGCUGCGGGACGCGGGGCUCCUUGAAGACUGCAAAGUUCAAGUGGUUUUUAAGGAGAACUCUGCCCACUGCGUGUGCAAAGCUGACCUUCCUAAGCAAUGCAAUGCGGCAGUGUUCUUCAGUGUCGAGCUGCCCAACGACGUCUUUCACAUUCCUGCCUAUGCAUUCAGUAAUUGUAGCUUCCUGAGAAAGUUGACAAUCCCAAACUCAGUGACACAGAUUGGGCCAUGUGCUUUCUUCGGGUGCAGCUCUCUGACAACUGUGACCAUUCCGAACUCAGUGACGCUGAUUGGGAGUUCUGCUUUCAAGUACAGCUCCCUGACCUCGGUGACCAUCCCGAACUCGGUGGCACGGAUUUUGAGUUCUGCUUUUGCAGACUGCGUCUCCUUGACCUCGGUGACCCUCUCGGACUCUCUGACACAAAUUGAACAUUCUGCUUUGAAAGGGUGCAGCUCCUUGACCUCAGUGUCCAUCCCGAGCUCAGUAACACACAUUGGGAGUUGGGCUUUUAGCAAGUGCAGCUCCCUAACCUCGGUGACCAUCCCGAACUCAGUGACAGAGAUCGGGGCGUCUGCUUUCCGAUGGUGCAAGUCCCUCGGGGUGACCAUCCCCAACUCAGUGGCAGUGAUUGGAGAUCAUGCUUUUCAAGGGUGCAGCUGUGUGACCGUGCCGAAGUCAGUGUGGCCCAUUGGAAACGGUGAUUUUGCACACCCCGGAAAGUUCGUUUUCUGA
This is a messenger RNA of Symbiodinium natans, 918 nucleotides long. NCBI's taxonomy places the organism in Eukaryota, Dinophyceae, Suessiales, Symbiodiniaceae. The record is from the annotation of a GenBank genome assembly.